This is a messenger RNA of Rotaria sordida, 357 nucleotides long. The record is from the annotation of a GenBank genome assembly. NCBI's taxonomy places the organism in Eukaryota, Metazoa, Rotifera, Eurotatoria, Philodinida, Philodinidae.
AUGUCACAAUGGGUAACAAAUAAUAAACAUAUUUUUCAAAACAAUGGAAUGGUAUUCAAGAGUAUGGUGGCAACUUGUUUUGCAAAAGGUGGACGUUUAGAACAAUCGUACAGACCAUUGAGAGAAGAAUCAGCCAGAGAUGUGUGGGAUGCUAUUACAACUUAUUCCGCAACGGAACCCGUUGAUUUUAUACAGCACUCUGGUGGCAUGGUCAUGUUACUCCGAAAAAUAUGGAACGGAUUUUGUGAAUGGAUUGGUCAAACAGCAUGGACAUGGGUCAAUGAACAUGUUAAAGAAAUGUUAGUUAGUCUAGGCUUCAAAACCGAAGAGGCUGUUGUACUUGCUCAAGAUUUUUGA